UAAAAAACUUGGAUGUAGGAGACACGGAGCCUAGAAAUAAAGAAAGAAUAAAUUAUCUCUUGGAGGGUCAAAUACAUGGUGAAAUAGCUAGACAGUGCAUGGAAGAAUACAAAAAAAUAACAGCGGAAAGUUUUAGUAAUGAAAAUCGUGUUAAAGAGAGAGAAAAAAGAGUUAAAAAUAAAAAGAUUUGGCAAUAUACUUUUAUAAAUAUUCAAGUUGGCAAAUCCUUUAAUCAGAAUAUUGGUGAUGAGGAGGAAAAGGUAUUAAGCCAGUAUGAGGAUAAACUUGCUAAAACUGUUGAAAGCCUUACUCGGAGACCAGUAAAGUUUGAAACGAGAGA
Molecule: messenger RNA, 340 nt
Organism: Racocetra persica
Lineage: Eukaryota; Fungi; Glomeromycota; Glomeromycetes; Diversisporales; Gigasporaceae
Source: the annotation of a GenBank genome assembly